Messenger RNA from Ictalurus punctatus (channel catfish), 2000 nucleotides. RefSeq names its product ladybird homeobox 1a (gene lbx1a). The record is from RefSeq and is a predicted model, not a curated record. Bases 459 to 1268 code for a protein of 269 amino acids. The transcript has 2 exons. Gene Ontology annotation, molecular function: DNA binding; DNA-binding transcription factor activity, RNA polymerase II-specific. Gene Ontology annotation, biological process: regulation of DNA-templated transcription. NCBI's taxonomy places the organism in Eukaryota, Metazoa, Chordata, Actinopteri, Siluriformes, Ictaluridae.
GGGAGAGGGAGAGAGGGAGAGGGAGAGACACACAGAAAAAGAGAGAGAGAAAGUGCCACUGGAUAUAAUUGAUUGUCUCGCUAUCAACAAUAACUUGUUAGUAUAGUCAAUUCCAGCUGCUUUUGAGGCUGGCUGUUUGUGCUGAGGCUUCAGAGGCUCUCGGAUUGUUGAGCUCAUCGAGCUCGAUCCCAUCCACAGGAGCUGUGGCCAGGAGAACUGCCACUUUAAAGGACUCGAAGUUCUCCAACCCUGCGGCAAAACCAACUACACCAUGUUGGCGGGCAUGUAAUUGCACACAAUUUCUGGACCGCGUCUUCAAAUUCGUUUUUUUUAUUUUCUUUUGUCGGUCCAGUCCUGUAAAAUAAUACGAGUAUUACUGCUGUAAAUAAGACUGUAAAUUCCACAUAUUUUAAUCAUUGAAAUAUUUGCGGCACAAACUGAAAACACGACGAAAAAAAAUGACCUCCAAAGAAGACGCAAAAGGCGCCUCGGUUGAGGAGAGAAGGCGCAGUCCGCUGGACCAUCUGCCUCCUCCUGCAAACUCCAACAAGCCUCUCACGCCCUUCAGCAUUGAGGACAUAUUAAACAAACCCUCCGUGAAACGAAGUUACUCGCUCUGCGGCACGGCGCAUCUUCUCUCUGCCGGUGAGAAGCUCCCGUCAGCGGCUCACCCGUUAGGCAGCCGGGCUCUGCUCACACACACCUCUCCUCUGUGCGCACUGGAGGAGCUGGCCAGCAAAACCUUCAAAGGGCUCGAAGUCAGUGUUCUGCAAGCCGCUGAAGGAAGAGACGGUAUGACACUGUUUGGCCAGAGGAAUACUCCCAAGAAGCGGAGAAAGUCGAGGACAGCCUUCACCAAUCAUCAGAUAUACGAGUUGGAGAAGCGGUUUCUCUAUCAGAAAUAUUUAUCUCCAGCGGACCGGGAUCAGAUCGCACAGCAGCUGGGUUUAACCAACGCGCAGGUCAUCACCUGGUUCCAGAACCGACGAGCUAAGCUCAAACGCGACCUGGAGGAGAUGAAAGCGGAUGUAGAAUCGGCCAAAGCCCUGGGAACGGUGCCCUUCGAAAAGAUGGCGAAAUUGGCGGACCUGGAAAAGUGCGCAAACGGCACGGCUGCGCCUCCGCUGAGCGAAUCUGCGGGGCUGUGCGGAAGGGAGCGGAGCAGCGCGAGCCAGCUGCCUGCGUCUCCACCAUCACCGCUCACAGACCACACGACCAGCAAAGACAGCUCCGAGGACGAAGAGGAGGAAAUCGACGUUGAUGACUGAUGCUCAGAAUCACCGUUUACGAACCUCUUUUCCUUAAAACGCUAGAGUUUAAAGUGCCAUUAAUGCACCAAAUGUAUUUAAAAAAAACUCAUGACAAAUGAAAACUCAAAAGCAUGGACAGUUUUCCGAGAUUUAUUUAUGCAAUGACAGUUAUCCAAACAUCGCAAUCAUGUAGCUUAUUUAUUUCAAACUGUUAGUUGAAGGAAAGCAAUAAGUACCUUGACAUAAUCUCUCUCUCUCUCUCUCUCUCUCUCUCUCUCUCUCUCUCUCUCUCUCUCUCACACACACACACACACACACACACACACACACACACACACACACACACAAUAUAAUUGCCCGUUUAGGCCAUAUAGGGAAAAAAAAUCACCGUGUUUUGAGAAAUGUAUAAUGCAUGUUAUAUUUUAUGUUACGAUUUUAUUUUUGUUAAAAAUGACUGCAGAUCUGAUAUGAAUAUCUCCGAAACGUUCAAAGGCUACAGCAUUCACACGUGUAGAGCGUGUGUCCAUGUAAUGCGUACACAGGACUGCAACGUCUUCAACGUUUGAUAUAUUAAAUUUUGUUACAAAACAUUUCAUACUAACGUUACUGCGUGUGGGGGAAAACAGGACAAUUGUGGUUCAAUUUAGACGGUCACAUUUUGAAUAUAUUUCUUAUGGUUUGUAUGCCUGUAAGUGCCUUUUAAACCCAGACACCAUUUAAACCCAGUGUAAAAAGUGUAAUGUAUUUAAA